GUCUUAAUUUUACCGACAUCAACAGCUACCGACCUGCCCGUCUCUCUCCUCAGUUGCUUCUUGAGCCAACAAAGUUUAUGCCGUUUGAAGGAAGUGCCAAAGUCGUGUACGACACAAUUGAGGGGCCAUAUAUUAUUACUUUUUGCGGAAGCAACGAGAAUAGUUACAAUUGGCUAUCGAGAAGAUCAGAAGAAGAGCCGGCAGCGCCAGAGGCUCAGAAGAAAGAUGAUGCCGGCGAAGCAGCUCCGUUGUAUAUUCACGGCGAUCAUAUUUGUUUUGCCGAUUCUACUUUCCGGCGCAGAUGAUGAUAUCCACAGAUCCGACUUCCCUGAUACAUUUGUUUUCGGUUCCGGUUCUUCUGCUUAUCAAGUCAGGAACUUUUAUUUCUACACUGUUGAGGGGGCAGCAUUUGAAGAUGGAAGGACUCCUAGCAUUUGGGACACUUUUGCUCAUGCUGGUGAAUAUGGAGGCGCCACUGCAGAUGUAUCUUGUGAUGCGUACCAUAAAUACAAGGAAGAUGUAAAACUCAUGGCUGAUACGGGUUUGGAAGGAUAUAGAUUUUCCAUUUCGUGGUCGAGACUUAUUCCUAAUGGUAGAGGUCCUGUUAAUCCUAAGGGACUGCAGUAUUACAAUAAUCUCAUCGAUGAGAUCGUCAGCCAUGGAAUUCAACCACAUGUUACUCUAUGUCACAGUGAUCUGCCACAAGUACUUGAAGACGAAUAUGGAGGAUGGAUGAGUCGAAAGAUAAUCGAUGACUUCACUGCCUAUGCGGGUGUGUGUUUCAAGGAAUUUGGUGAUAGAGUUUUGCAUUGGACUACCUUAAAUGAGGCCAAUGUAUUCGCUCUAGGCGGUUAUGAUAAUGGAAUGACCCCUCCAAAUCAUUGUUCCCCACCUUUCGGAAUGAGAUCCUGCCCCAUAGGUAACUCUUCAACCGAGCCUUACAUAGCAGGUCAUAAUUUACUGCUCGCCCAUUCAGCUGUGGUGAGACUAUACAGGAAAAAAUACAAGUCAAUUCAACAUGGUUCUGUUGGAUUAAAUCUCUUUGCAUUUUGGUCUCUUCCUUAUACAAAUGAAACAGCUGAUGUAAUUGCAGCACAACGAGCUAAUGAUUUUUACCUAGGCUGGUUUGUGAAUCCGUUGAUAUUUGGAGACUAUCCCGAUAUAAUGAAGAAGAAUGCUGGUUCUAGAUUGCCCAAAUUCACAAUACAAGAAUCUAACCAAGUUAAAGGUGCUAUAGACUUUAUAGCCCUGAACCAUUAUAUGACAGUACGCGUCAAAGAUAACUCCAACAGCCUGGAAAAUGAUAUCAGAGACUUCAGCGCCGAUGCAGCAUUUCGAUUUAUUUUGACAAAUGGUGGUACAUCACCAGGCCAGUAUCCAGUGAUAGAACCAGGUCUGGAAGGAGUACUAGAAUAUUUCAAGCAAACUUAUGGCAAUCCACCUAUGUAUAUUCAUGAAAAUGGUCAAAUGACUCCACGAAAUGCAACGUUUAAUGACACAACCCGGAUAGAAUAUCUGCAAACUUAUAUCGGGAAUUUGCUUCAUGCUGUGAGGAAUGGAUCAAAUGUGAAAGGCUACUUCACGUGGUCAUUUCUAGACUGUUUUGAGUUACUGGACGCAUAUGGUUCGGCGUUUGGCUUAUACUAUGUGGAUUUGAAUGACAAAGAGUUAACAAGAUAUCCAAAGCUUUCUGCACAUUGGUACUCCAAUUUCUUGAAGGGAAAAGGCUACAAACAUAGUGGAAUUCUUCAGAAUGAGGAUAAAUUACUUCAUUCAUCCCAAUAAGUACUGUGUUAGAGAUUUCACAAAUAUCUAUUGCAAUUUUUGCAAAUAAAUGUUGUGGCAAUGCCAAUGUACAAUCUGCACCCAGCUCUUAGUAUCAUCAUAUUUGUUUUAAGGGAGUUGAUUUAUUAUCA
Molecule: messenger RNA, 1916 nt
Organism: Solanum dulcamara
Lineage: Eukaryota; Viridiplantae; Streptophyta; Magnoliopsida; Solanales; Solanaceae
Product: beta-glucosidase 11-like
Exons: 13
Coding region: 226-1785 (519 amino acids)
Biological process (GO): carbohydrate metabolic process
Molecular function (GO): beta-glucosidase activity
Source: RefSeq, a predicted model, not a curated record